AUAGGGAAGUGGAGAGAACAGUGAAACCUGCAGCAGUAGCAUAUUGCGGUUUCAGUACAGAGUAAGUUCAUCUGUGGACAGUCAUCAGCUUGUUAAUAGUUCUGUUAGCAGUAAGAGAUCACCAGAGCAGUAAAAUCAGUAAGCAUGUUUGGCUGUGGUGUCCUGGGAGUGUCUCUGGUGCUGUGUCUCUCUCCCAUGGUGUCUCUGGAACCCUGUCCCUGUGGGGGAACACCUGGCACGCCUGGCAUCCCUGGGCCCCCAGGAUACGACGGCCGGAACGGACUGAAGGGGGAACAGGGCAAUCCAGGGAUGGCCAUGCAAUCAGGGAUGGGCAUGGUGCAGAAGGGGCAGAAGGGAGACCCUGGUGCUCGAGGGAAAGCCGGAAAGAUUGGCAAGAGUGGAAUACCUGGCCCUGCUGGUGUGCCAGGCCCGACUGGACCGCAAGGGGACCCGGCGGAGGCCGAACAUGCCAAAUCCGCCCUGGUGUCCGCCUUCAGCGUCCGGCGUGCCACCGACGUCAAGCCUGACAGAAACACCCCUGUGCGCUUCACGAAUGUCAUCACCAACAUCAACGACCACUACAACACACUAACAGGCAAAUUCGGCUGCCAAAUUUCAGGCACGUACUACUUUGUGUACCAUGCAUCCUCCACUCUGAAGAAUCUUUGCGUCAGCAUCAUGCUAGACGGGCAAAGGCUGGCAGGCUUCUGUGAUCACAUGGUGAGCACUCACCCUCAGCAGGUGAGCUCAGGUGGACUCACCGUGUACGUAAAGACAGGGCAGCACGUGUGGCUGGAAACAGACAACAACAACGGCAUGUACGCAGCGGGUGAAAGGGGAGACAGUGUCUUUUCAGGCUUCUUGAUCUAUGCACAUUGAUUUAGUUGGUCUCAACUAUCUUUUUUUUGUGACUUGUGGGGAAGUGACAGCAAAAACUAAAUUCAAUAAUAAUAAUAAUAAUAAAAAAUGUUUACAUUGAAUGUGCUAUUUGAUGAUUUUCUUGAAUAUAUGCAAAUAAAUUCACUGUUCUGCAA
Messenger RNA from Sardina pilchardus (European sardine), 1034 nucleotides. It is a transcript of the gene c1qc, whose product is annotated as complement component 1, q subcomponent, C chain. The transcript is spliced from 3 exons. The coding region runs from base 145 to 879 and encodes 244 amino acids. Gene Ontology annotation, molecular function: protein binding. NCBI's taxonomy places the organism in Eukaryota, Metazoa, Chordata, Actinopteri, Clupeiformes, Clupeidae. The record is from RefSeq and is a predicted model, not a curated record.